Messenger RNA from Megalops cyprinoides (Indo-Pacific tarpon), 2492 nucleotides. Its product is annotated as cytochrome P450 11B, mitochondrial. The record is from RefSeq and is a predicted model, not a curated record. Gene Ontology annotation, molecular function: oxidoreductase activity, acting on paired donors, with incorporation or reduction of molecular oxygen; iron ion binding; syntaxin binding. Gene Ontology annotation, biological process: cholesterol metabolic process; neurotransmitter transport; cellular response to peptide hormone stimulus. The transcript has 12 exons. Bases 429 to 2492 code for a protein of 687 amino acids. NCBI's taxonomy places the organism in Eukaryota, Metazoa, Chordata, Actinopteri, Elopiformes, Megalopidae. Gene Ontology annotation, cellular component: mitochondrial inner membrane.
GAGUCUUGCAUCUGUACAGGUAAACCGUUGUUUGUGUGUGUCAGGGUUCGUCGGUACAGAAUUCACCCUCUCGUUUGAGGGUGUCUUUGACUCUUCAGCCUGUCUGAAGCGUCUGUUUGUCUGAAUGUGGAGAUGGCAUGUCUGUAGAUGUAAGCCCUGACUCUCGCUAACCUUGUGUCUGUCCUGGCAGGUCUUGACCACUGAGCCACUACAUUGGCACACACCGCACACGGUGCCUCGUUACGCGUUGGUGUGUGUGCGUGUGUGUGUGGGUGACAAGGAGGCAAACGCACAGGAGGGUCAGUAGUGGGAGACGCAAACGCACACGUAUCUCUGCACUCCUGUCACCUUUCACACACAGUAAUUGAGAGAGUAAGGUACACACACUGUGGGACAGCGCAUUAGACCAACACAGGCACUCUGCAGACAUGGACUCGGUAGUGAAGAAGACUCUGGCUGCCCCCAUCAAGCAGCUCACCUGCUGCGUGUCGGGGGCCAAGGACAAGGACGGCUGGGUCGGCAGGAGCACCGGCAACACGAAGAGAGGCAAAGGGAAGAGCGCUCCUUCCAGGACCAACCAGGCUGCACCGGAUCCGGCUGUGGUGCGGUCAUACCUGGCCGACCUGCAGAAGGAGAGGAAACUGCGAGAGGCAAGGAACGCCCAGAAGAAUGCGGAGAGGGCCGCGAUGAGGGCCCACUACAGGAGGAAGUACCAGCUCUCAAAGAAUUCCAAGGAUGUUAAGCAACUGAAGGCGGUGCGUGGGAAGGUGUCCCUCCCCCGUGAGCUGGCUGCAAUGGUUCGGCCCGAGGCCCCAGCCAAGGAUGAGGGCUACAGCAUUUUUAAUGCCUUCCAGGGCCUCAGCCUCAAUCUGGGAGUGCUAACAGGCAGCACGCAGUCACAGACGCCAACGCCCGCAAACGGGGAGCAGUGCAGGGUCAUGGGUCUGUCUGUCUCUGCGGCGAGACCGGGGAGAGAGGGUGUGGACGGCGGGUGCAAGGUGCGGGAAUUUAACGAGAUCCCCCUCACCGGGAGCAGCGGCUGGAUCAACUUGAUCCGUUUCUGGAAGGAAGACCGAUUCCGAUCGCUGCACAUGCACAUGGAGAGGACCUUCAACACCCUGGGGCCCAUUUACAGGGAGCGGCUGGGCUCCCAGGAAUCGGUGAACAUCUUGCUCCCGGCCGACAUAAGGGAGCUCUUCCGCUCAGAAGGGAUGCACCCCCGGCGCAUGACCCUGCAGCCCUGGGCCACCCACCGCGAGGCUCGCCGACACUCCAAGGGCGUCUUCCUCAAGAACGGAGCGGAGUGGCGGGCCGACAGGCUCCUGCUGAACAGGGAGGUGAUGAUGACCUCCGCGGUGCGCCGCUUCCUGCCCCUCUUGGAGGACGUGGCAAAGGAUUUCUGCUCCUUACUGCGGAGGAGAGUGGAGGUGGAGGGGCAAGGGGAGCAGAGCCGGAGCCUGACCUUCGACCCCAGCCCUGACCUCUUCCGCUUUGCCUUGGAGGCCAGUUGUCAUGUCUUGUACGGCGAGAGGAUCGGACUGUUCUCCCCCUCCCCUUCCUCCGAGUCGCAGAGGUUCAUUUGGGCUGUGGAGCGGAUGCUCGCCACCACUCCGCCCCUGCUCUACCUGCCCUCCAGCCUCCUGCGCCACCUAAACGCCCCCUUGUGGACACAGCAUGCCUCUGCCUGGGACCACAUCUUCCGCCAUGCUGAGGCCCGUAUCCACAGGGGAUACCAGCUCCUGCAGUCUAGGCAACAGUCAGGGUCCGAUGAUCAGCCCCCUCCUUCUCAAGGACAGUUCAGUGGGGUGCUGGGGCAGCUGAUGGAGCGAGGGCAGCUCUCUCUGGAGCUCAUUAAGGCCAACAUCACUGAGCUGAUGGCGGGCGGAGUGGACACGACAGCAGUUCCCCUGCAGUUCGCCCUGUACGAAUUGGCCAGGAACCCCAGUGUACAGGAGAGGGUGCGCCAACAGGUGCAGUCAUCCUGGUUGCAAGCAGGGGGUGAUCCUCAGAAGGCCCUCCAGGGGGCACCUUUGCUCAAGGGCACAAUGAAAGAAACCCUCCGGUUGUACCCUGUUGGAAUCACUGUGCAGCGCUACCCUGUCAGAGACAUUGUCCUUCAGAACUACCACAUUCCUGCCGGGACUCUGGUGCAGGCAUGUUUGUACCCCCUGGGCAGGAGCAAGGACGUGUUUCGGGAGCCAGAGCGCUUCGAGCCGGCACGGUGGGUGGGGUCGAAGUCCGGAACGCCCGGAAAAGAGGGGGGCGUGGCCGGAGAGGCGGGGCCCGGAGCGGGUUUCCGAUCCUUGGCUUUCGGCUUUGGGGCACGGCAGUGCUUGGGGCGGAGGAUCGCCGAGAACGAGAUGCAGCUCCUGCUGCUACACAUCUUAUUGAACUUUCAGCUCAGUGUCUCCUCCUCUGCUGACCUUAACACCAAGUAUACCCUCAUCCUACAACCAGAGACCCCACCCAGCAUCACCUUCACCCUCCUUUGA